AGCAGCGAAAGGGCCAGAGGAAGGAGUGGGCGCUACCCAGAAGGGCGCCUCCUCGCCGGGGCUGGAGGCUGGCUAGGGAGGGGCCGACCCACUGGGGCGCUACUUGAAUCCGGGUGGCGUCCGCGCCCUGUCCAACUCCGCGUCAGCCCGUCACCUUGUCUCGUCGCUAGGAUGCCUCGGAGGGCGCCGGUCGUUCUCCUGCUGCUGUUGCCCGCCCUCUGCUCGGCUCGACCUAGCACCGGUCUGCUGCCUCUUUCCCAGGGCAAGAUCGAUGCCUCUGAGUCGCAAUUCUUGCGGGUCGCCCAGACGGCCGUCCAGUAUCUCAACUACCAUCAAGGCUCGCCCAGCUUUCUCCGGAAAGUCGUGCACCUCGCGAAGACCUCGGUCAGGAAUAUCCCAGGAGUUGGACAUGAGUAUUCCCUGCGGUUUUAUACAAAACACAUUCAAACUGGGCAAAACCUAGGAAAAUGCAGUGCAAUUGUACUCUACAAGAAGAAAACGUGUAAGCCGAUGAUUGAAAUCAGUUGCACAGACAACAGAGAUCCACCCCAAAUCAAGAAGGACGACUACAACCUAUUUACAAAACUUAAAGCCACAUCAUCAUCAGAUGAAUUAAAAUAUUUCGCCAACAUUGGCAGCGGUUACAUUGGGUGGCAGAAAUCGAGUGAAAAUGUGGGUUACAUCAUGAAGGAAAUCAAAGAUGUAAAGAAAACCGAACGUGGUGACACACUUGAAUUUGACUACACCGUUUUGAUGGGUAGUGAUGUCUCAGAGGAUCUUUCCUGUCAUAUGCAUAUUACCUGGAACCUGGAGCUGCCAAUAAAAGUGAAAUAUGAGUGUUUUUCAGAAGACAGUUCUGCAGAAUCCGCAGAUAGCUCUGGGGAAGAGUCAGGUUCCUAUGAAUAUUUCGUUGAAACUAAUUUUUAAGUAGGGAGGAAAAUCCUUCCGUUUGAUGCAGUUGUAAACAUUUUUGCAAAGGUGUGGCACAUCUUUUGUUAACAUUCCAAAUUCAGUAUUGAGAAUCUUCUAUCUAAAUCAAUGCAAUCUGCCUGGAAGCUUUGCACUUGUCACUUCUGAUCUAUCGUAAAUAUCGGUUGGUUACUUUCAUAGAAAUAUUCAUUUUUACAGAUAUUUCUAUUAUAUGGGAAAACUGCUGAUGUGUCACUAAGUUUCUGACCUUAGAAGUAACUCAUUAUAAGGUAUUUUUAAAUAUAUAUGAACAAAGGCCUUUGAAAAUUUUAAAACUGCCAUUUUAAAUAUUUGAUAAAAUAUUUUUAAAUUUUGGAAAAUAUUUGAUGCUUAGAUUUAACUUAUCUUCAAUAAAAGGACAAGAAUA
Molecule: messenger RNA, 1336 nt
Organism: Thamnophis sirtalis
Lineage: Eukaryota; Metazoa; Chordata; Lepidosauria; Squamata; Natricidae
Product: ovocalyxin-32
Molecular function (GO): metalloendopeptidase inhibitor activity
Source: RefSeq, a predicted model, not a curated record